Messenger RNA from Porites evermanni, 552 nucleotides. The record is from the annotation of a GenBank genome assembly. Lineage: Eukaryota; Metazoa; Cnidaria; Anthozoa; Scleractinia; Poritidae.
AUGUUGCUACAUGCUCUGGACGCAACUACCAAUGGUGCAACGGAGCUUUAUAUCCAUUUUCCAGACACAAAUGUUUUAGUUCUGUCUCUGAGAUGCUAUCCGGAGUUGUGUGUGAAGACAUCGUUUGUCACCGGUACGGGUGAUAUCCAUCGUGUGAUUGACCUUAGCCCAAUAGCUAGCGUCCUCAGUAGUGCUAAACUUGCAGCAUUACCAGCUUUCCACACGCUCAGCGGGGCUGACAUCACCGGGUGUUUUUCUGGUAAAGGGGCACUUUCAUGCUGGAAAACGUUCAUGGACGCAGAAGAUGUCAUAACUGCUUUGGGAAACCUUGGAACCACAUUGUAUCCCCCAGACGAGAUACUAGCCCUUGUGGAGAAGUUUAUAUGCCAGCUUUACCAGCCUGGAACCGGUAACUCACAAGUCAAAGAACUAAGAUGGCAUAUGUUCAGAAAAAAUCAAGUGGAAUCGAAUAGGCUUCCACCAACACAAGGGGCAUUUUAUGAAGCAAUUCUGAGUGCGCACCUACUAUCAAAUGACGGUAUGGAACAAUGA